ACUUGCUAAGCACACGGAUAAAUAUGAACCUUGGAGAAUUUACACUGCUCUAAUGUAAACAGAUAGUCAAGGGUCCCUUUAUCAGCACUGGCUCAGGACAGUUGUGGGGGGUCUGAAGUGGCUCAUUUUUGUAUUUUGUUUUUUUUGGGGGGGUGCAAAGGCGGGAGUCUAUGCCAUUCCCACUCUGCUGACAGUCGGACGUGUUACCUCAGGAACAUGGUGUAGGUAAGGCUGAAGGCAAAACGUGCUGAAAUUCAAAUCCAAGGGACACUAGACUGAAGACCAUGGUCUCUAAGCUGAGUCAUCUUCAGGUGGAGCUGCUGGGAGCACUGCUGGAGUCAGGGCUAACCAAGGAGACCCUGAUCAAAGCACUCGGGGAAGUGGACCCCUAUGCCCUCCAGAGUGAAAGCCAGCGUGCCAUCAGUGCCAUCCAGGCAGAAAAAGGGGAACCCUGUGCUGAAAUUCCCAGUCUGCCCAAUGGGAUGGAGGAACCCAGGAUGUCCGAGGAGGAAACCUCGGAUGAUGGGGAGGAAUUCACCCCUCCAAUAAUGAAGGAGCUGGAAAACCUGAGUCCCGAGGAGGCUGCUCACCAGAAGGCUGUGGUGGAGAGACUAUUACAAGAGGAUCCCUGGAGAGUAGCAAAGAUGGUGAAAUCCUACCUCCAGCAGCACAACAUUCCUCAAAGGGAGGUGGUAGACACUACAGGUUUAAAUCAGUCUCACCUCUCACAGCACCUCAACAAAGGCACACCCAUGAAAACCCAGAAGAGAGCUGCCCUCUACACCUGGUAUGUCCGCAAGCAGCGAGAGGUGGCCCAGCAGUUCACACAUGCUGGUCAGGGACUCGUGGCAGAGGAGCCCAUGGGAGACGACCUGCCCACCAAGAAAGGGAGAAGAAACCGCUUUAAGUGGGGUCCUGCCUCACAACAGAUCCUAUUCCAAGCUUACGACAGACAGAAGAACCCGAGCAAGGAGGAGAGAGAGGCAUUGGUGGAGGAGUGCAACAGGGCAGAGUGCAUUCAGCGUGGCGUCUCCCCAUCACAGGCCCAAGGUCUGGGCUCAAACCUGGUCACCGAGGUGAGAGUUUAUAACUGGUUUGCCAACCGUAGGAAGGAGGAGGCCUUUCGGCACAAGCUAGCCAUGGAUACCUACAGUGGGCCGCAGCCCAGCUCUGCUCCCCCACUGACCUCUCACAACUCUUCCUCCCAUCAGCCAACGCCUGCUAUCUCACCAAGCAAAGUCCAUGAUCAGCCUCAACUGUGGGAACAAAGUCUCUCCUUUUCUGACAUAGGAAUGAGGUACAAUCAGCAGCCAGACAAUGAGGCCGAGUCUUCCAGCAGCAAUCAUCAUGGGAACAGCUCCAUGGUGACCACCCAAACCAUUCUUCAUCAGGUCUCUCCCCCUGGACUGGAGCCAAGCCAGAACCUAUUGAGCACAGACACUAAGCUGAUCUCUGCUCAUGGGGGACCUCUCCCUCCUGUCAGCACCCUGACCGCUUUGCACAGCCUAGAGCAAAAUCCACACACAUUGAGCCAGCAAACCCAGAAUCUAAUCAUGGCUUCACUGCCUGGUGUUAUGGCAAUUGGAGCUGGUGAGACCUCAUCCCUGGCACCAGCAUUCACCAACACAGGGGCCUCCACCCUGGUAAUAGGCCUAGCCUCCACCCAAGCUCAGAGUGUUCCUGUGAUAAACAGCAUGGGAAGCAGCCUUACUACCCUUCAGCCUGUCCAGUUCUCCCAGCAGCUCCACCCAUCUUACCAGCAGCCCAUCAUGCAGCAGGUCCAGAGCCACAUCAAUCAGAGCCCCUUCAUGGCCACCAUGGCCCAGAUACAGAGCCCCCAUGCUCUCUACAGCCACAAGUCUGAAGUGGCCCAAUAUGCACAUACUGGCCUUUUACCCCAGACCAUGGUGAUAACAGAUACAGCAAAUCUCAGUGCCCUGACUAACCUGACAUCAACCAAACAGGUGUUUACAUCUGAAUCAGAGACCCAUACGGAGUCCGGGAUCCACACAUCAGUGUCACAGACACCAACAAUACAUUUACAGAACCAAGACACAACCAUUCAGCACCUUCAGCCAGGCCAUCGCCUCACCCCAAGCCCAGCUGUCUCCUCUAGCAGCCUGGUGCUCUACCACAGCUCUGACUCCACCAACAGCCACAGCCACUUGCUGCCAUCUACUCACAGCGUUAUUGAGACCUUCAUCCCCACACAGAUGGCAUCCUCCACUCAGUAACCAUGGUGACCAGUUCACAGGCGACUGCAAUGACUGAGCCGUCAGGAGCACCUUCAUCUGUGUUUGUGAUUCACUGUCACUGCUGCCUUCCACAGGGAAGAGAGUGCCUGGCCCGGAGGCCUCCAGCCCCUCUCCACUGCCUUGCGUAAAGUCCUCACCCUCAUCCAAACACAAAACGGGAAGAGGUUUUUCUUGAGCACAAAGCUAUGAGCACACAUCCAGAGCGGAUGACAGAGGAGGACAGGGCUGACACCACUAGCUUCCACUGCUAAAGGGAACAAUGGCCAGCACAGAGACCAGAAAUUGAGGAUUUCCACCGGAAUAAGGGUCUGAAUGGUCUAUGACAAAAUUGCAAAGGGAUAGUUGGAAUUCUCAUUCUUCUUAACCUUAGCUGGGCUGCAUAUAUAUAAACCUGCCAAUUCCACAGCAAGUCCUGCAGGAAAAGAGCAGAGCUGAGCAGCUAAUGGCAGGUGAGCACCGCUUAAACACCCACCACUGCUGCAAACAGACUGAUGGAAACUGAAUGAGAGAGAAACUUUUCUUGGGGCAGACAGUACAAGAGCCCGAAUACUGGCCUUACAGCUAAAAAGACACUGAGAAACAGAGCCAGGGAUGACAUGAGAACUAUCCUCUCAUUACAGAACCACUAACUAAAAACUUGCCAUUUCUUUAACUUAAAAGGGACGCUGUCAAUUUAUUUAGGUUCAGAAAUAUGACUUACCCUAAAACAGCCCUGGCCUAGUGGAAGAGGCCUGAGUAUUGUCAAUAGUUCUACUUUGUUUUAAAUUCAGAAAUUAAAGCUGAGGAGAAAGGAAUGUUUAUUUCUCCACAUCAGCAGGCUUGAUUCUUGGUCUCUCACACCCCUCACAGGGUGAUCAGUGGAGCCAGUGUGGUCGGCAUUUGGGAUGGGGAGAGAGAAAGAAGUGGCUCAACAUAAUACAUCUGAAAAUAAUGGUUCAGAAAUAAGGCUCUUUAAGCCCUGUCCCUCAUGUUACACCAUUGCCCCUUCUAACAGGGAUUGUGUGUAUUGAUCUCUCUCACACGCAUCAGAUCUUCCCUGUAAAGAUCUCCAUAUAGGUGGAUUGUUUUAGUAUGAAUAUAGUGUAACCACAUCCUUAAUUCUUAGCUCUUCACUGUGUGCUGAUGCUACAGCCCUCACCUCUGUGAAUAACCCCUCAGAUUUCCAUGGAUCUAUUUGUAAAAGUGAACGCUUUGAGUCCUGAGUCCCUAGUUAUAAAUGCUUCUAGUAAUUCCUCUUCUUCUUUGUACUUUCAUAUCACUGAAGAGCUGCAAACAAACAUAGGAGAAGCCAUAAUAAACUUCUUUCUGGGGUUCUAAUGGAGCUGAAGCUAUCAAUUUACACUGUAGAGGGGACAAAACCCAAUGAGGGAAAAAUAUGAUCAAGCCUCUAAAAGAGUAAGAAA
Molecule: messenger RNA, 3658 nt
Organism: Dermochelys coriacea (leatherback sea turtle)
Lineage: Eukaryota; Metazoa; Chordata; Testudines; Dermochelyidae
Gene: HNF1A
Product: HNF1 homeobox A
Exons: 10
Coding region: 285-2234 (649 amino acids)
Biological process (GO): insulin secretion; regulation of transcription by RNA polymerase II; pancreas development
Cellular component (GO): nucleus
Molecular function (GO): RNA polymerase II cis-regulatory region sequence-specific DNA binding; DNA-binding transcription factor activity, RNA polymerase II-specific
Source: RefSeq, a predicted model, not a curated record